CUUGUUGAUUUCAGAGCUGGUGAAUUUCACAUUGUUUCCACUUCACUUUCCUUGCCCGGGGGGGAGGCUCCGGCUGGCGCUACGACCGCUGUCGCCGCUGCCAGCGAGAGCUAAGGGAGGACAGGGACCCGCAGCAUCGGGGAGGGCUCGGGACCGGAGGAAAAGGUGUCGGGGCCACACACGCACCCUCGCUGCAGUCCAGCUCCUCCCGAAGCCCGGACGCCGGGAGCGCACCGAGCGGGGGACCGCCCGCCUAGACGCCAGCCCGCCCACGGGCCGGGGCCGAGCCCGGGAGCCGGCGAGUGGAGGAGGCCCCGGGGGCGGGGUGGGGGGCGGGGGUGGGUGCCGCCGCCGCCGCGGAGCUGCUGCUCGGCGCGUUUUGCAUGAAGAUGGCGGCUCCCACCGCCAGCAAGGCAGCCUCCCUGGGCUGUAACAACAAGCCUGCGUUCCCGGAGCUGGAUUUCAGGUCGGGAGCUCGGGUGGAGGAAUUGAACAAACUCAUCCAAGAAUUUACGAAGCACGACCAGCGGGAAUACGACGACCAGAGAGCGCUGGAGAUUCACACAGCCAAGGAUUUCAUCUUUUCCAUGCUGGGAAUGGUGCAAAAGCUGGACCAAAAACUUCCAGUGGCUAACGAGUACCUGUUGCUCUCUGGAGGAGUCCGAGAAGGCGUGGUGGAUCUGGACUUAGAUGAGCUAAAUGUCUAUGCCCGAGGUACUGACUAUGAUAUGGACUUUACCCUUCUGGUGCCAGCCCUUAAACUACAUGACCGCAAUCAGCCCGUGACUCUCGAUAUGCGUCACUCAGCCUUGUGCCACUCCUGGCUCAGCCUUCGUCUCUUUGAUGAGGGGACAAUCAGUAAAUGGAAAGACUGCUGCACCAUCGUAGACCACAUCAAUGGUGCCACCAACUACUUCUUCUCCCCUACCAAAGUGGCCGACUGGUUCUAUGACUCCAUCAGCAUUGUCCUAUCAGAGAUCCAGAAGAAGCCCCAGCGAGGGAUGCCAAAGGUAGAAAAAGUAGAAAAGAAUGGGACCAUCAUCUCCAUCAUUCUGGGUGUGGGGAGCAGUCGCAUGUUGUACGAUAUCGUCCCUGUGGUAUCUUUCAAAGGUUGGCCUGCAGUGGCCCAGAGCUGGCUCAUGGAAAAUCACUUUUGGGAUGGGAAGAUAACGGAGGAGGAGGUCAUCAGUGGGUUUUACUUGGUGCCUGCUUGCUCCUACAAGGGUAAAAAGGACAACGAGUGGCGGCUGUCCUUUGCCAGGAGCGAGGUGCAGUUGAAGAAGUGCAUCUCUAGCAGUCUCAUGCAGGCCUACCAGGCCUGCAAAGCCAUCAUCAUCAAACUCCUGUCCCGGCCCAAGGCCAUUAGCCCCUAUCACCUGCGGAGCAUGAUGCUCUGGGCCUGCGACAGACUUCCUGCCAACUAUCUGGCUCAAGAAGACUAUGCCGCCCACUUUUUGCUGGGCCUCAUUGAUGACCUGCAACACUGUCUGGUCAACAAGAUGUGUCCCAAUUAUUUCAUCCCUCAGUGCAACAUGCUGGAGCACCUGUCGGAGGAGACGGUCAUGCUCCACGCCCGCAAGCUCUCCUCCGUGCGCUCAGAUCCCGCGGAGCACUUGCGCACGGCCAUCGAGCACGUCAAGGCAGCCAACCGCCUGACGCUGGACCUCCAGCGGCGCGGCAGCACCACCAGCAUCCCCUCCCCGCAGUCGGACGGAGGGGACCCCAACCAGCCUGAUGACCGUUUGGCAAAAAAACUGCAGCAGCUCGUGACUGAGAACCCGGGGAAGUCCAUCUCUGUCUUUAUUAACCCCGAUGAUGUCACAAGGCCCCACUUCAGAAUUGAUGAUAAAUUUUUCUGAGUGUUUUGCUGACUUUUUUUUUUGGAGGGGGGUCUCUCCUGGUUCUAAAACUCCCAUAACCUUCAGUGUGGUUUGUGAUUCUGUCUUUCCGUUUUUUACAUAUCCAGCUUAGAUUGGAUUUGUUAAGAACAGAUUUUAAGUUUCCUGGUUCUGCAGGAUGGUGCAGGCUCUGAAACAGUAUAUUACUAUUUCAUACUCUGCCUCUGAUUUUGUCGUGUAUGUUUUCACGUUAUUGUCCUGUAGUUUUGUUUGUUGGUUUUGUUGCUGUUUGUUUUUUAAGGAGAACUUGAGCCAUAGAUGAAUAUGCCCAUGAAUCCUCUUGUUUUUUUUUUUUUUCUUUUCUUUUUUUCUGUUUUAUACUUUGAGCAGAAUUUAUUAAUAGGGCUUGGGAAACAAAUCUCUGACAUUUAAGAAUUCUAAUGUAUUUUUUGUUUUCUUUCUGUCUUUAUUUUUCUAAUGAGUUUUCAUCACUGUGGAUAUUUGAGAAUCAUAAGAACCUGGGAACUACCUGGCACGUUGACUGGAUUUCUUUCUUUUGAUCAGUGACCAGAGUGGUUUCCCCCUUUUCCACCAGACUAUGUAAACUUUGAAAGUAAUAAUGCUACAAAUUGUAUUUGGGGCAACUUCACUGAAGGUAAUUGUCCUGGAUCCAGCAAACAUUGGAUGGUUUGGAAGAGUAUGUUUGAUAGCUUUGCAAACAAAUUUAAGGUUUCCAAAUGUUAUGUUUAGCAUGUAUAAUUAUUUGAAGCCUUAUUUAAGUCCUGUUAAAGAAUAUACCAUUAUAAUUGUUAUUUGCACUAAUGAAAUCUUUGCCAUUGUCAGAGUUGCGAUGUGUGUUUCAGUAGGAAUUAACAUCCACUCUUGAAAUGCUAUCAGUUGUUCAUUUAGCCCAUUUCUCUCAGUUGAUAGAAUGAUUCUUUGUAUUUGUUUAGUUCUCCUUUAAUUGUGGGGUCCUGUUUUGCCCUCUUUGAUAUUCCUGGUUCCUAACUUACUGAGAGAAGUUUUUAAAGCUUUAUACCUGUUCAAUGACUCUAUCUAAAGUUGGGGAAGAUACAUACUUGAUAAAGUAGGUGUCUUUGUAUUUAUUUCUUUUGGGGUUCUAGAGGUGAGUUUUUGGUUAUUAUUAUUUUUUUAAAUGAAGUCUCUUUAUUUCUCCUGAGCUUUUUGAGGAAAACUGGCAGGAAAAUUUUAUUAUCCUCAAAGAGAAGAUACCACGUCUGUUCAAUAGCAGGUGUUAUUGUAGAGCUGGAACCAGGAAAAUCUGUGUGGCAGCAUUGGAACAGAGGUGUCCUGUCUUCAUGAGUGAAAUUCCUUGCCAGUUGUAGGUGCUUCAAGACAUUGGCUCCCUGCUUUGGUCUGGAUUCAUGGCAAACUGCUGUUCGAGGGUCAAGAGACCUGCUGCUCUCCCAAAGGAUACCCAUGAUGUCUACUCAUGGAAAAGUCAAGCAACAUCUUGGUUUUCGUCUUGAAUGUCCAGACUCAUUAGUUGGAUUUUUGCCAUUUGGAAUCAGGCAUAUGUGGUCUUGGGUUUUUGCAUGGGAAUUAAUGUAAUGCUUAUAAAUGAAAAUGAAAUCAUUCAAUGAACUUAAGUUAAUUGCAGAAAUAAUAAUAAAAAAAGAAGCAUACUGACCUUG
Messenger RNA from Urocitellus parryii (Arctic ground squirrel), 3493 nucleotides. It is a transcript of the gene Mb21d2, whose product is annotated as Mab-21 domain containing 2. NCBI's taxonomy places the organism in Eukaryota, Metazoa, Chordata, Mammalia, Rodentia, Sciuridae. The record is from RefSeq and is a predicted model, not a curated record.